Messenger RNA from Bursaphelenchus okinawaensis, 653 nucleotides. The record is from the annotation of a GenBank genome assembly. Lineage: Eukaryota; Metazoa; Nematoda; Chromadorea; Rhabditida; Aphelenchoididae.
AUGAUGGAAAAUGGUAAGCAAAAGAUUGGCGUUGCUCAUCCGUUGAUGUUUCAACGCAAUCUAAAUUCUACAACAGAUUCUUUCACAGAUGCUCAAAAAUCUGAAUUUGUAGAUUUUAGUGGACCAACAAAAAACAUGUCACCAUUGGUAAUCCCGUACUUUACAAUGUACAUUGGGUACUGUUUUAAUUCGCAAAAAAAAGAAACAAUGCGCAAUUGACUUACAUCGACCCAAAAAACAGCAAAACCAUUACUCACUAUGCGUAACAUAUUUCCAAAUUGCUUCAAAAAGUUCAGUUUCUCAUGCUUUAUCAUUAGAUAUAAAAAUUACGUUACUUUCGAAAAAUAUUUUUCUUAUUAUACAACAAAAUAUAGGUGGCGAAUUGCUACCUCGUCACUGUACGACCGUUCAAUGAUUUCGUCUUUAGCGAGUCAUGUACGCAGUAGCCUAACACUAUAUGUCUAGUAGAGCCAGAAAACGUGGAGAUGGUACUGGAGGCACCCACACGAGAGGUCGCGUCCGUACUGCACUCGCUGGCGUUCCAAGCGUCUCAACUCGUGGACAUGUAUAAAGCCAGAUCCGAAGUGCUUUGUACGGCGAUAUUGAUCGAAAGGAAUAUCGGAGUCAUCGAGGUCGAACAGGUCCCUUUUUAA